Meyerozyma guilliermondii ATCC 6260 is the source of this 3534-nucleotide messenger RNA. It is a transcript of the gene BMS1, whose product is annotated as GTPase. Gene Ontology annotation, cellular component: 90S preribosome; nucleus. Gene Ontology annotation, biological process: maturation of SSU-rRNA from tricistronic rRNA transcript (SSU-rRNA, 5.8S rRNA, LSU-rRNA); ribosome biogenesis; endonucleolytic cleavage of tricistronic rRNA transcript (SSU-rRNA, 5.8S rRNA, LSU-rRNA). Gene Ontology annotation, molecular function: GTPase activity; U3 snoRNA binding; GTP binding. The transcript has a single exon. Bases 1 to 3534 code for a protein of 1177 amino acids. The record is from RefSeq and is a predicted model, not a curated record. Lineage: Eukaryota; Fungi; Ascomycota; Pichiomycetes; Serinales; Debaryomycetaceae.
AUGAGCAUCGCAUUUUACAUUUUUUUGCGAGACAAAGGCGCUAGUGUAGACAUGGACAAUGGUCAACAAAGCAAUAAGGCCCAUCGAGGGGGCACACAAAAGACCACAGCCAAGAAGAAGUUGCACCAGAAUGGCCAAAACGUUAAAGCUUUCGCAGUGAAUGCUCCUAGGAAGCUCGAGCGUAUGGCUCGUCGUACUCAUGAUGUUAAUGAAAAGAAAUUGCAUGUCCCCAUGGUGGAUAGAAUGCCAGAAGAUGACCCUCCUCCUGUGAUUGUUGCUGUAGUUGGGCCUCCUGGUACCGGAAAAACAACAUUGAUCAAGUCUUUGAUACGAAGAUUGACAAAAACCACCUUGACAGAGGUUAAAGGUCCGAUCACGGUUGUGAGUGGAAAAAAGCGUCGACUCACAUUCAUCGAAUGUAACAAUGAUCUCAACUCGAUGAUAGAUUUGGCUAAAAUAGCUGAUCUUGUUUUGCUUCUCGUCGAUGGUAAUUUUGGCCUUGAGAUGGAAACCAUGGAAUUUCUUAAUAUAGCACAGCAUCAUGGUAUGCCCCGUGUGUUGGGUGUUACUACUCAUCUUGAUUUAUUCAAGUCUCAGUCUACUCUUCGGGCAUCCAAGAAAAAAUUAAAACAUAGAUUUUGGACAGAAGUGUACCAAGGUGCCAAGUUGUUUUACUUGUCUGGUGUUAUAAAUGGGCGUUAUCCAGAUCGUGAAAUUAUCAAUUUGAGCAGAUUUAUUUCUGUGAUGAAGUUCCGCCCUUUGAGGUGGAGAAAUGAACAUCCAUACUUAUUGGCGGAUCGAGUGACCGAUUUAACUCAUCCCCAAGAGAUCACCGAGAAUCCAAAAUGUGACAGAAAAGUCGCCAUGUAUGGCUAUUUGCAUGGUACUCCCUUGCCCUCAUCAAAUGCUCACUUUCACAUAGCAGGUGUUGGUGAUUACUACGUCUCUUCUGUGGAAAAACUUCCUGACCCAUGUCCAACUCCUGCAUUCGAACAACGGUUAGAGGAGAUAGAAAGAGAAAAAAUCAAGGCUGCCGCCGCUGCGGGAGAACCUGUUGCCAAAACAACCAGGAGAAGAAAGAGACUUGAAGACAAGCAGAAGAUUAUUUACGCUCCCAUGUCGGAUGUUGGUGGUGUUAUGGUCGAUAAAGAUGCGGUUUACAUUGAUAUGGGCGACAAGCAACUGUUUGUUCCAGGAGAAGAUUUGGAAGGAGGUGAGAAAUUAGUCACUGAUUUGCAAGAAGUCCAAAAAACGAUGCAAGAAAGGUUCGAAGAGGGCCCUGGCUUACAAUUGUUUUCCUCCUCUCAUGCUUUACGUGAAGCCGACUUAGAAGAGGACGAAGACGAGGAAGAAUUAGACGAUGAUGAAGAACCUAACGGCGACAUGGGUAGGUCUACCAUGAGACAUGCUCGCAAGCACAUCCGUUCGGAUGCUGCUGAGGUGAAUGAUACCCAAUUAGGAAGCGACAGCGAAGAUGAGGACGUCGAUCUCGAUGAAAAUAAGAGGCAAAAAGUGAUAGAUUUGGGCGACAAGUAUGAUGAAGCAGAGUUGUCUUUUGAGGAAGAUUCCUCGUUAUCUUCCGAUGAGGAAUUCGCCGAACAAACAACGAGAUCAUCAUCGAAUCAAGGAAAGAGAAAGUGGAAUUUGAAUAGACUUCUUUACAUGCCAAAUAUUGAUCCCGAGGAUGUGGUGAAGAGAUGGAAAGGUGAUGACGAAGAGGACGAGGAAGAAGAAGAUAUUGAAAAGGACGACGAUGAUUUUUUCAAGCAACGGAAGUCGGCAAAAGAUCAGAGCGUUGAUUUGGAUACGUUUAUUCCGCCUUAUCCCUCUGUUGAAGAGCUUCGCUCUAAAUUCUCCAAUGAAAGCGAUGAGGAGUACGAAAGUGGUUAUGCCAAAUUAAAGCUGAGAUUUUUGCUGGCUCCACUUAGUCAUGAAAGUGAUGAAGACAACGAGGAAGAUAAGAAUGGUGAUUUCGAAGACUUGGAAGCCCAGGAAGAUGAAGAUAAUUCACAAAACUCUGACGACUUUGCGGACUUUGAUAAAGAGGAAGCAGAUGGGGACGACCAAGACACUCCAGAAAGCGAAGUUGAUGAAGCCGAUCCACAAAAGGCUCGUGAAUUGUCUGCUUCGAAAAAAGCCAAGUUGAAGUUGCAGUUCGAAGAGGAAGAUGAUCGCGAGUUUGGGGCCGAUGAUCCUGAGGGUGACACAGAAGCUGAUACUUGGUAUGAGUUUCAAAAGAACAAAAUUGCAAAGCAAUUGGAGAUCAACAAGGCUGAGUAUGAGGAAAUGGACGAAGCAUCAAGGGUCAAAAUUGAAGGUUAUACAGCCGGUUCGUACGUGAAGAUUGUAUUCUCCAACAUUCCAUGUGAAUUUGUCGAGAAUUUGCAACCUGAGUUUCCUCUCGUCUUAGGAGGAUUACUUCCUACUGAGUCAAGGUUUGGAAUCAUGAACGUCAGAAUAAGACGCCAUAGAUGGCACAAGAAGAUUUUGAAGUCACAGGAUCCAUUGAUUCUAUCUUUAGGAUGGAGGAGAUUCCAAACCCUUCCUAUCUAUACCACCACAGAUUCCAGAACCAGGAACAGAAUGUUGAAGUAUACUCCCGAGCAUGCUCAUUGUUUCGCAUCAUUUUACGGACCGCUAGUUGCUCCCAACACUACGUUUGUUGGUUUCAAUAUAGUUUCAAAGUCUGCAACUACCGGCUCGUUCCGUGUUGCUGCUACUGGUAUCGUUGAGGAUCUCAAUUCAGAGGUUGAAAUUGUGAAAAAAUUGAAACUUGUUGGACACCCUUACAAGAUCUUCCGUAACACUGCGUUUAUCAAGGACAUGUUUUCCAACUCUCUUGAAGUGGCUCGGUUUGAAGGUGGUUCAAUUCGUACGGUGUCUGGUAUUCGUGGUGAAAUCAAGCGAGCAUUGUCCAAACCGGAGGGUCAUUUCAGAGCCACAUUCGAGGACAAAAUCUUGAUGUCAGACACCAUUUUCUUAAAGACAUGGUACCCUGUGAAAGUCAAGAAGUUUUACAAUCCUGUCACCUCAUUAUUGCUCAGAGAUCAUAGUGAAUGGCAGGGUAUGAGAUUGACUGGUCAGGUUCGUGCUGAACAAGGUGUACCCACCCCAAUGAACGAAGACAGUGCUUACAAAAAGAUUGAGAGACCUGAAAGACACUUUAAUCCUUUGAAAGUUCCGAAAUCCAUCAAGAGUGCACUUCCCUUCAAGAGUCAAAUCCACGAAAUGAAGCCGCAAAAGAAGCAAUCAUAUUUGGCUAAGCGUGCUGUGGUUUUGGGCGGCGAAGAAAAGCGUGCUAGAGAUUUGAUGCAAAAGAUUGCUACUGUGCGUAAAGAAAAGGAGAGCAAGCGGAGAGCUAAAAAGGAUGAAAAGUUCCAGGACAGACUCAAGAAGAAAGCCAAGGAAGAGGAAAUACGAAAUGAAAAGAAGAAGGAAAAAUCCAAGGAGUUUUUUGCUCGCGAAGGUAGAAAGAGACCCGUGGGUAACAAUGAGACUACGACGGCAGCUUUUGGCAAGAGGCAAAGAAGAUAG